AUGAACGUUUUUAAGGACACUACAGGCAAAAAUGUAACGGUGGAAGAAGGCGAAGCCGCAAUUUUUGACCUACCGGAUAUAGAAUCCACCCCGCCGCCCGAUGUGACGUGGCAAACUGACGAGGGUGGUUUACCCUACGCCCAAAAAUACGCCAAAUCGAAAAACAAUCAACUCAUCAUCUUAUCCACUGACCUAACUGACCAAAGAGCAUACAGGGCGGUUGCAAUAAACACCCAGGAGGGUAACAAGUUCAACAGCCCUUUCAUCAAGCUGAAUGUGAUCGAAAGCAACUCUGCCAAAGAAAUAGAACCUAAAAUAAUUGUAGGACCCGAUGAUAUGGAGAUCGUACGCGGUACAGCGCAGGCGAGUCUGGACUGUAUAGCGAACGCAAAACCGUUACAUGAAUUGGAGACGCUAUGGUACAAAGAUGGCAUCCUCAUAGAUGACGCUGUGAUCGCCUACGCUCUCAGCGAUCCCUGGAACAGGAGCCUGGCCCUAGUAUCCGUAAACACCACCCACAGCGGCCAAUACGAAUGCAGGGUCACAAUGAGAUCAGGUGGUUACCCUACAGUCUCAGCUUUCGCUCAAAUAUCAGUCCUGGAGAAGCCUAGGACCAUCAGCACCCUCAAAGCUGAAACGCUGGCCGAAUACGGAACGCCUGUCACUCUAACCUGCGACGUUGUCGGACUUCCCAAGCCUAACGUCACCUGGUAUAUGAACAGCGUUGCCAUUGACUUGAAUAGCAAGAGGUUUGCGCUGCAGGAAGACAAUUCUCUGCUGAUAAAGAGAUUGAAGAUAAGUGAUAAUGGGAUGUAUCAAUGUUUUGCGACGAAUCCUGCUGGAGAAUGUUCUUUAUCCACUUGGCUCAGGGUUAAAACAUCUACACCUGUGAUGGAGACUUAUCCACAAAAUGUAACUGUUCUUGAUGGCAAGGAUGCCAAUUUAAAUUGUAGAGCUGUUGGAGCACCUACUCCUAACAUCACAUGGAUUUUUGAUGAAAAUGACGUUAUAGAACCUUCAUCAAGAGUCCAAAUAUUAGAAUCAGGAGAUCUUUUGAUUGUGUCCGUUAAGGAGACAGAUGCUGGACAUUACACAUGCAUAAGAAGCAACGAGGCUGGAACAGUAAAAGGUUCUGCUUAUCUCAGCGUUUUAGUGAGAACACAAAUCAUAAAACCUCCAGUUGACACAAGUGUGUUACUUGGCCACACUGCAACGUUACAGUGCAAAGUGUCAACAGAUCCAGCUGUACCCUACCGUUUACUGUGGUUCCACGACAACAGACUCAUAAAUCCAAUGCUAACAUCCAGAGUGAAUAUCUUGGAAGAUGGCACUUUGGAGAUACAGGCUGUUAGAGCUGCAGACGUUGGUGAAUACACUUGCAGCGUGACAUCAGCUGGUGGUAAUGACACCCGCUCUGGUAGCUUGAAGGUGGUAGAACUGCCUUUUCCACCGAACAACGUCAAAGCUGAACGACUGGAUUAUCAAAUGAAGAGAGUGGUGAAUGUCAGCUGGACUCCAGGUUUUGACGGUAACAGUGCAAUAAAACAGUAUGUUAUCCAAAGAAGAGAGGUACCUGAAUUCGUACCUCCGAUUGUAGGUCCAAUACCAGACCCACUCAUGAACUGGGUUACUGAGAUAAGUAACCUUUCCGCCAGCCAAAGGUGGGUGUUGCUAGAAAAUUUGAAAGCCGCCGCUUCUUAUCAGUUUAGAGUUAGCGCUAUCAAUAGUGUAGGAGAGGGGAGCCCUAGUGACCCCAGCAAUAUGAUCAAAUUGCCACAAGAAGCACCUUCUGGUCCACCAGUUGGUUUUGUCGGAUCUGCUCGAAGCUCAUCAGAAAUAAUAACUCAGUGGCAACCACCACUAGAAGAACACCGUAACGGUCAAAUUUUAGGGUAUAUUAUACGUUAUCGCUUGUAUGGUUAUAACAAGAGCCCUUGGACAAUAAGAAACAUUACUAAUGAGGCUCAAAGAAACUAUUUAAUUCCUGAUCUAAUCACUUGGAAGGAUUACGUUAUAGAAAUAGCUGCUUACAACAAUAAAGGAGUGGGCGUGUUUACCAAAGGUGUCAAAAUAAAAACCAAAGAGGGCGUUCCCGAAGCUCCGCCCAAAAUCGAUAAGGUUAUACCUGUCAAUUCUACGGCUGUUCAAAUAUGGUGGGAUCCCCCAGAUCCACAGAAGAUCAACGGUAUCAAUCAAGGGUAUAAAAUUCAAGCAUGGCAUUAUAAUGAAAUGAGGGAAACUUACACAGAGAAGAAAAUGAUGACUGUACAUCCAAACCUGUUGGAUCCUUACGCUCAACAAACUGUGAUAAUGAACGGUUUGAAAAAAUUCACCGAAUACAACAUCACAGUACUUUGUUUCACCGAUCCAGGAGAUGGUGAGAUCAGUCAGUAUGUUUACAUUAAGACAAAGGAAGAUGUUCCUGGUGAAGUGGCAAGCUUGCAAUUCGAUGAAAUUAGUGACAGAUACGUCAAUGUCAUAUGGUCACCACCUAAAGAACCCAACGGUAUCCUAACCUCAUACCAAAUAACUUAUCACGUUAGAGAUAAGCCGGAAACUGUAAAAAUGCUGAAUCUGUCAUCGGAUACAUUGAAUAUUGGCAUUAAUGAUCUUCAGGCUAUGACACACUAUCGGUUCGAGGUGACUGCUUCAACAAGAGUUGGUAUGGGGCCACCGAAAAUAGCAACAAUACAGUCUGGAGUGGAGCCUGUACUGCCUCAACCUCCGACCAAACUGGCACUUUCUAAUAUCGAAGCUUUUUCGGUUGUCCUUCAGUUCACCCCAGGGUUUGAUGGAAAUUCUUCGAUCACAAAGUGGACGGUGGAAGCUCAAACAACGAGGAAUGUCAGUUGGUUCGUGAUGUUUGAGGUUUCGGACCCCGAUGCCAAGUCUAUAACAGUGACCGGUCUGGUACCAUUCACUCAGUACAGACUACGGUUGAUAGCCAACAACGUUGUUGGGCAUUCUCAGCCAUCCGAAUCGUCUAAAGAAUUCCAGACUAUCCAAGCACCACCUGCGUUCCCUCCUAAAAAUGUAACAGUCAGGGCUAUAAGUGCCACAGAGUUGAGAGUCAGAUGGAUUCCAUUACAACAGAUCGAAUGGUUCGGUAACCCUAGAGGUUAUAACAUAACCUUGAUAGAAGUGUCAUCCGGUAAAUCUAGAAGUGCUUCAAUCGACGAUCACACAGCUAACUCACACGUGGUGACGAAUCUUGAGGAAUACGAGCUCUACGAGAUCUCUAUGCAGGCUUGUAAUGAUGUAGGCUGUUCGAAAUCGAGUCAGAGGGCUUUGGAAAGAACUAGAGAAUCAGUACCUUCAUUUGGACCGAUGAACGUAGAAGCCAACUCGACAUCUUCAACGACAAUUGUGGUGAAGUGGGGUGAUGUGCCGAAAGAACAUCAGAACGGUCUCAUCGAAGGUUUCAAAGUGUAUUACGCUGCCGAUAAGGCGCCAGCCCAGUACAAGCAAAUUGCUGGCAACUCUACCUUUACCACUACCCUUACGGAGCUCAAGAAGUUUGUACAAUAUCGGAUUCAGGUACUGGCUUACACGAGGUUGGGUGACGGUGAACCCAGCAAACCGGCCAUUGGUGUUCGAACUUUUGAAGAUGUCCCUGGAGUGCCAUCCAAUGUGUCUUUCCCUGAUGUGUCUCUGUCAUCGGCUCGAAUAAUAUGGGACAUACCUGAAGAACCUAAUGGAAAGAUAUUAGGUUACAAAGUGACCUACCACAUAGAUAAUUCUAAUGGCAAUAACCGGUACUCUAAAGAGUUCGAACCUUACAUUAGAACCUUUACUGCCACUCAGUUGGAACAAGAACAAUACUACUUAUUCUCGGUAACGGCUCGUACAAGACUUGGCUAUGGUAAAACAGCCAAAGCUAUCGUCUAUACCACGAACAACAGGGAACCUCCACAACCUCCCUCUACACCUCAAAUCAGCAGGAGUCAGAUCCAGAGCAAGCAGAUCACUUUCAGUUGGACACCUGGUAGAGAUGGGUUUGCCCCUCUCAGGUAUUAUAUUGUGCAAAAGUCAGAGAACGGAGGACCUUGGCAGACGUUACCUGAAAGAAUAGAUCCUCAGUUGACCUCUUAUACUGUAUCUGACCUCAAACCGUUUACGGCCUACAAAUUUAGAAUACAGGCUACCAACGAUAUAGGCCCCAGUGGUUUCAGUCAUGAGUCUAGCGACGUGAGGACAUAUCCAGCUGCACCUAGUAGAGGAGUAACAGGAGUAAAAGUGGUCCCAAUUACAACAACAAGUGUCAAAGUUUUCUGGUUAACUGUAGAAAAUGAAUAUUGGAGCGGAGACACCAAAACAGGAGGUUAUAGAGUCGUUUUUCAACCAGUAUCGGACUACCCCACAGCUCUUCAGGCCACGCCCAAAGAGGAAGUGAUGGGCAUUGAGUCAAGCGAAAUCGUCCUGCAAGAUCUGCUACAAGAUAGAAACUAUGAGAUUGUUGUUAUUCCUUUCAAUUCUCAAGGAGAAGGACCAGCAAGUCCACCGGUUACAGUGUAUGUCGGUGAGGCUGUUCCAACCGGUGAACCUAGGGUUCUAGAAGGUGAGGCUAUAUCCUCCACCGAAGUUAAGCUACGAUGGAAAGCACCACAGCAGCAAAUGCAGAAUGGAGAGCUUUUAGGUUAUAAGAUUUUCUACUUGGUAACUUUCUCUCCGCAAAAAUUUGAGAACGGAACCAAGUUCGAAGAAGAAACUGAAGUUGUUCCUGCUUCUACGACAUCUCACAGUUUGGUGUUCCUAGACAAAUAUACUGAGUACAGAAUCCAGGUAUUGGCUUUCAAUCCAGCAGGUGACGGCCCCCGUUCCAAAGCCAUCACUGUUAAAACUCUUCAAGGCAUUCCAGGACCUCCGGAUAACCUCACUUUUUCCGAAAUAACCAUGAACAGUCUUGUGGUUUCUUGGGAACCACCCAGGAAACCUAACGGAGACAUCGUAGGUUAUGUAGUGACUUAUGUAACCACAGAAGAGAACGAUCGUUUUAGUAAGUUGGUUAAACAAAAAGUCACUUCCACAUAUCUUCACAUACAGUCUCUGGAAGAAGGCAUCACUUACACUUUUACCGUAAGAGCUGAAACCAUCGACUACGGUCCACCUAUUUCGAGUAAUGUAACCACUGGACCACAAGAGGGCUCUCCAGGUGCUCCGAAAGAGCUAGCCUUGGUUAAGACACCCACAAAUAUCGAGUUGCACUGGUUGAACGGCCCAACUGGAAAAGGCCCCAUCCUCGGAUACUACAUCGAGUCCAGGAAGAAAGAUGAUACCAUGUGGCAGCUUGUCGCGAAGACAACCAACGGCCCCCUCGUAGAUUUUGCCAUAUCUUAUCAAAGUCUGAUCGCUUCCACAUUCUACAAUUUCCGAGUAAUACCCUACAAUCGUUUCGGUAUCAGUUAUCCUGCAACUACGGAAGAACUUGUCCUGACCCCUUCCAAGCUGUACAUGGAAUACGGUUAUCUGAAGUACCAACCGUUUUACAGGACCACCUGGUUUAUGGUCAUUUUGGCCGCUUUGUCUGUGAUCAUCAUCAUCAUGGUCAUAGCAAUACUUUGCGUUAAGAGCAAGAGUUACAAAUAUAAACAAGAGGCGCAGCGCACCCUGGAGGAAUCCAUGGCUAUGUCGAUCGGCGACCACCAGGAGCUGGCCAUGGACUACUACAGAGCUCGCAACGGCAACGCCAACAUCACCACGCUAAGCAACAUGAGCAAGCGGAGCACUCUGACCCGUAAACCGCCACAACCGCCUCCUGCCAUGCUCAGCAAAUCCCCUCCCAGGCCCUCUCCAGCUUCUGUGCCCUACGACUCGGACGAGGGCAGCCUCAAAGGCUACGAUGAGAACCCGGACGACAGCAGCGUCACGGAGAAGCCGUCUGAGAUAAGUUCCUCCGAUUCGCAGGAAUCUGAGAGCGAAAACGAUAGCGUAAGAUCGGAUCCUCACUCCUUUGUCAACCACUACGCAAACGUCAACGACACCCUGAGACAGUCGUGGAAAAAACAGAAACCUAUGAGGAACUAUUCGAGUUAUACAGACUCCGAGCCUGAGGGUAGUGCAGUAGUGAGUUUGAACGGGGGCCAGAUAAUAAUGAACAAUAUGGCAAGAUCUAGAGCGCCAUUGCCUGGAUUCUCCUCGUUUGUGUAGCAUUAAGACUCGCUGUGUCAUCCUAGCCUAGGUAAACGGAACAGUCAAUUUUAAGAUUCUGUGAAUGCAUUUAUUUUAACUGAUACCUUUUUUUAUUCGAGACAAGGUCACUUUUUUUUAAACUGAGGUAGCUUUAAACUCUUUUUUGGGGUGCAAUAAAAUUCGAUCGCAAAUUUGGAGGUUAUAGUGGAAUGACGUAUGUGUCACAUCAAUUUUCAUUCGAUCAUAGAGCGUAACCUCAAAAGUUUUAUACCCUCUGUUGAACUGGACCCUUUUGAAAGUGAGGGGUAUGUUCGAAAACUGAUUGGUUGUAAUUGAAGAUUAUGAAAUUUAUUUCAUUACUGAGAAACGCUUUCCUGUCAAUAAUUGUACAUUAUUUUGUGGCAUCAUUAUUGAGCGAAGUUGAGGUGGUAAAACUCGAAAUUAUAUCUGGUGCAAUUUGCUCCCCUUUCGUAUAAUUUUGAGUUUGUAUUUUUUAAUUUUCUCGAAGACUGUAUAUACGUAUUUUUUUUAUCCGCUGAGUAAUAUACGUAAUUGAUUAAUCUCAACUAUUUUCCCGUGAGACGUGCAUUUAUUAUUUGAGUAAAUGAUUGAACAAUACAAACAUUAUAAUGUAAGUUUAAGAGAUGCCAAAUUUCAUCGAUAGAGAAUUUGUUAGAUAUCUGUAGAAAUUUUAAGAUAAUUCCUAUUUAGAUUGUUGAUACAUUGAACCAAGGUGUCUUAAAAUGAAAUUUAUAUAACACGUUUAAAUCGAUUUACCGUUUUCAAGAUCUCUUAUUCUUUUUUUUAUUCUUUCGAAGGUUAUUUCGCUUAAACGUGUUAUAUGAAGCAUAAGCUUAGAGUGUGUUCUUCGCUGUCUUUCACCAAAUAGCUUCAUUGGCUGCUAAGAAAAUUUGAUAAGUAUAUUUAUCAAAUUGAGCAAUAAUGAAGAAGUUGAAACUUUUUCAUCAUAUUCGAAAAACUUCAUAUUUAAAAGAGGAAGUUUAGGGUUUAUUUGAAUGAGUGUCGAAUUCUUAAACUCCUCAUCCCUAUCAUUCACAAUUAUAGACAAAUAUGAUAAAUGAAACUAUAUUGAACAAAAUUGUUAACAUUUUCUUCUAUUUUAUUCAAGCUUGAAUAUUUAGAAGAAAAUUACAAAAUAUUCCAUUAGUUUUCAAUAUAACAAUUUCCAAUCAUCAUAAAUAGUGCCAUCGAUGUUCAGUUUUCAUUCAUAUUCUUAAAAUUUGACCAAUGGUGCAGUGGUAGGAGUUUAGUGGAAAAUUUGUGACUUUUGUUCCUUUCCCUUCAAUAUUUGAAGGGGAUAGGACAAAACUUUCUUAUGUACUGAUUGAUGAUUAUAUCACUGCCUUUAUUUAUUGUAAAUAUUACUUGUAAAAUAAAUCUGUGAUUACUUCGACUGUA
Messenger RNA from Harmonia axyridis, 7548 nucleotides. It is a transcript of the gene sdk, whose product is annotated as protein sidekick. The record is from RefSeq and is a predicted model, not a curated record. Gene Ontology annotation, molecular function: protein binding. Gene Ontology annotation, biological process: cell-cell adhesion. Bases 1 to 6147 code for a protein of 2048 amino acids. NCBI's taxonomy places the organism in Eukaryota, Metazoa, Arthropoda, Insecta, Coleoptera, Coccinellidae. The transcript has 26 exons.